Messenger RNA from Physeter macrocephalus (sperm whale), 2630 nucleotides. It is a transcript of the gene RPGR, whose product is annotated as retinitis pigmentosa GTPase regulator. The coding region runs from base 160 to 2280 and encodes 706 amino acids. NCBI's taxonomy places the organism in Eukaryota, Metazoa, Chordata, Mammalia, Artiodactyla, Physeteridae. The transcript has 18 exons. The record is from RefSeq and is a predicted model, not a curated record.
UUCCGGGAACGCGGGAGUCGCCGAUUCUGGGAGGGUCGCUAUGGGGACCCAGGGGGGUUCCAGGGCACACUUCGGGGACGAGGCUCUGCUUUAGGCCCCACCGAGUCUUCUCCAACCCCUUCCGGCCCAGGCGCAGGCUCUCCGUAAGCGCCCUUCGGCAUGGGGGAACCCGAGGAGAUGGUGCCCGAUUCGGGUGCUGUGUUUACGUUUGGGAAAACUAAAUUUGCUGAAAAUAUUCCCAGCAAAUUCUGGUUUAAAAAUGAUAUACCUGUAUAUCUUUCAUGUGGAGAUGAACAUACUGCUGUUAUUACAGGAAAUAAUAAGCUUUUCAUGUUUGGCAGUAACAACUGGGGUCAGUUAGGAUUAGGAUCAAAAUCGACUGUUAACAAGCCAACGUGUGUCAAAGCUUUAAAACUGGAAAAAGUGAAAUUUGCUGCCUGUGGAAGGAACCACACCCUAGUUUCAACAGAAGGAGGCAAAGUAUAUGCUGCUGGAGGAAAUACUGAAGGACAGCUGGGACUUGGUGAUACUGAAGAGAGAAACACUUUUCAUCUAAUUAGUUUUUUUACAUCCCAGCAUAAGAUUAAGCAACUCUCUGCUGGGUUUAACACUUCAGCUGCGCUGACUGAGGAUGGAAAGCUUUUCAUGUGGGGUGACAAUUCUGAGGGACAAAUUGGUUUACAAAAUAUAGCUAGUAUAUGUGUCCCUCAUCAAGUGACCAUUGGAAAACCUAUCUCCUGGAUCUCUUGUGGAUAUUACCAUUCAGCUUUUGUAACAACGGAGGGAGAACUGUACACCUUUGGAGAACCUGAGUGUGGGAAGUUAGGUCUUCCCGAAAAGCUGCUGGUGAAUCACAGAGUGCCCCAGCUGGUGCCUGGAAUUCCUCAGAAGGUGAUCCAAGUAGCUUGUGGUGGAGGGCACACAGUUGCGCUCACAGAGAAUGCCGUGUACAGCUUUGGGCUGGGACAGUUUGGUCAACUGGGUCUUGGCACUUUUAUUCUUGAAAUUGCAGAACCCAAAGCCAUUGAGAAUAUUAAGGAUCAGAAAAUAAGUUAUGUUUGCUGUGGAGAAAACCACACAGCUUUGAUAACAGAUUUAGGCCUUAUGUAUACUUUUGGAGACGAUCGACAUGGAAAAUUAGGACUUGGACUGGAGAGUUUUGCCAAUCAGUUCGUUCCUACUUUCUGUUCUAAUUUUUUGAAGUUUAUAGUACAGUUGGUUGCUUGCGGUGGAUGUCACAUGCUAGUUUUUGCCAGUCCACGACUUGAUGUGGCAGAAGGCGUUGAGUUAGUUGAAAUAAAUGAUCGUUGCUUACCUUCAGCUACAUCUGUGCCCAUCAGUGAUCUGACUUCAGGAAACGUACUGCAGAGAUCUUUAUCAGCACGUGUGCGGCGAAGAGAGAGGGAGAAAUCUCCAGACUCUAUUCAAAUGGCAGGAACACUACCUCCAAUUGCAGGGACUCUCGUACCAACUGUUUGUUUUCCACCUCGUUCAGUUCCUUUCAGUAUGUCUACAACUAAUCUGCUAGAGAAAAUGAUGCCUGAUAAAGAGGGCCCUAUGCCGCCAAUGGAACCAGAUUAUUUUCAACAAAAAAUAACCAAAGGGAAAGAGACAGACAAUUUUUCAGCAGAGGAUACAGAAAGCCUUGGAGAAACUACUGAUGUCUUAAAUAUGACACAUAUGAUGAGCCUGAAUUCCAAUGAAAAAUCAUUAAAAUUAUCGCCCAUUCAAAAACAAAAGGAUCACGAAUUUUCAGAAGAUGAUGAGCCAGAAGUCGUCCAUGAGGAAAUUAAGGAAUAUCUAGAAGGCAAGAAGAAAACUACAGGAGACAAUAAAAGUGUUCCUGCAGACGACCACAGUGAAACCGACAACUCAGUUAAAACGGACACAAAAGCCAACCGAGAGGAACGGGCCAUUCAUGAAUACAGUGAAAAUCCAAAAGGAAAUAUGCAUGAUCGUGCAAAGAGCAGUUCUUCAGAAAUCCUGGAAGAUAGUAAAUCAACAAAAAAAUCGAAGAAGCUGUUAUCUGCAUUCUGCCUGUCCGCAGCCCUGGCCUCCCCUGAGCAGCAGAUUUUCCUCUUUAAAAGGAUGUCAUUGACGAGCCAGAAAAGUAGAAAGCAGAAUAAUAAUGAGCCACUCCCAGAGACAAAAUCAAUAAGAGAGAAAAUAGCUUUUAAAAGGAAUAAGAAAGAUGCCAACAAGAACCACAUGGGGCAAAAUCAUCAGGAUACCUCACCCCCAAAUAUGGAGAGACGAUCAAAAUCUUGUGUAAUACUGUGAAUAUAUGUUUAUGUUUUCAUGGUCACCACACCCAUUAUAAUUUAUACUUGAAAAACAUUUGAGUUCUGACGGAAAGUUUCUAAUAACAAACUUUUAAAGAUACAACUUGAGAAUAUGUUUUAUUUGGUUUGAAUAGUAUGACCAGUUUUGAUAUUUAUUUAAAUGCUGAUAUUUUUGACAAGCAAUUUCAGAAUAUGUGUAUCUCAGACUCUCCUUCAAGUGUUGUGGCCUUAACUGUUCAGUGUUGCAAUAUAAAAUAUAUUUUUAUAUGUGAAACCUAAAUUAAGAUAUUUCAUAGGUUUUACUAAAUUUUACUUCUUUGUAAUUUCACAAGGCAAUAUUUGCAAUCU